AUAAAUGAAACUAAGUGUAAAUUUUGUCUAAUUUUUAGUUUACUACAGAUUUUGAACAGACAAACUGUCCUUUACACUGUGCCAAUAUUUCUUGAUUGAACAGACCAAUAGAAAUACUUAAAAAUUACCAAUUUUGAACCUCAUUAUUUAACAUGUCGAAAUAAAUACAUACAUUUUACAUUCUGGGGGAAAAUUUAAGUUGCUUUUCAGCUAGUUGUGAUGUGACCGAGAGAUGGCAGUAGAAUCAUUGAUAAAAAGUGUAAACCGCUCCAAAAUUAAGUGCAAAUCCAUGAGCCUUAAAAUCUCAUACAUAAUACAUACAUAUUAGUUAAUUAUAUCUUAUAACACAUUCAUCACACUUAGUCUGUUUAGUGUGGUGUUAACAGUACUGAGUCUGGUAAUAUUGAUAGAGUCUGUUGGGCUGAAGUUGUAGGACUAUCAAGCAUCAUCUGAACAUGAUGAGCAGAUCCAUGCUCUGAGGGGGGCUGUGACAUCACUCCUGGUAUAAAGCCCCUCUGUGGAGGCAGCACUUUCACACACACUCGCUCACAGCACACAGUGGGGACCAGCACGAGAAGUUAGUCCUGCAUCGUGAGACAGCCGGUAUAACCGAUGGAUUGGAGCAGCAGAAGCAUGAGAGCAGCAUGAGAGACGGCAUGUCCAGCCUGACCUCCCAGAUCCUGGACCUGCGCGUGGGGAAAGUGCAGGACAGAGCCACGGUUCCAGCCUCAGGUUUGCUGGAGAACGAGACGGGCUGCGGGGAGCAGAUCCUGAGCUACGGCCGGGCUGAGAAGGUGCUGAUAGGAGGAGUCCUCACCAUGCUCACCUUCCUCACCAUCUGCGGGAACCUGCUGGUGGUCAUCUCCGUCUGCUUCGUGAAGAAGCUGAAGCAGCCCUCCAACUACCUGAUCGUGUCCCUGGCCGUGGCCGACCUGUCCGUGGCCGUGGCCGUCAUGCCCUUCGUCAGCAUCACUGAUCUGAUAGGAGGACAGUGGAUCUUUGGACGAGUUUUCUGUAACGUCUUCAUCGCCAUGGAUGUGAUGUGCUGCACAGCCUCUAUCAUGACUCUGUGUGUGAUCAGUAUAGACAGAUAUCUGGGCAUAACUAAGCCGCUGACGUAUCCCGUGCGACAGAGCGGAAAGUGUAUGGCUAAAAUAGUGCUGUCCGUAUGGCUUCUGUCGGCUUCCAUCACACUGCCACCUUUAUUCGGCUGGGCUCAGAACGUCAACGACGACAACGUGUGUUUGAUCAGCCAGGACCUGGGCUACACUGUCUACUCCACAGCCGUGGCCUUCUACAUCCCCAUGUCUGUCAUGCUCUUCAUGUACUACAGGAUAUACAGGGCUGCCAAAGUAAGCGUUGCCAAGCACGCCAUCGCCAUCAUGCCCAAAGACGAGGACAACCGUGUGGACUGUGUUUCAGCUGUGCUGAAGCUUCAGAGGGACGCGGAGGACUGCGGCAGCUUCUCGCGUCUUCUGAGGAACGACCGCAGGAACAUCUCCAUCUUCAAGCGUGAGCAGAAGGCGGCGGCUACACUGGGUAUAGUGGUUGGGGCCUUCAGUGUCUGCUGGCUGCCUUUCUUCCUGCUGUCCACUGCACGUCCCUUCAUCUGCGGUGUGACGUGCAGCUGUGUGCCCCUGUGGGUGGAAAGGACCCUUCUUUGGCUGGGUUAUGCCAAUUCCCUGAUCAACCCCUUUAUAUACGCCUUCUUCAACAGGGACCUCAGGACCACCUACCAGAACAUCAUCUGCUGCCGAUACCGCAACAUCAACCGCAAACUCUCUGCAGCCAGCAUGCACGAGGCCCUCAGAUUAGCAGAAAGGCCAGGCAUGAUGAUGUAGGCUGGUCAUAAAGGGAAACAUGUUUCCAUCCCCCCCAUAAAUUUGGGGUUUUCAAGGGUUGAAUGGUUUGGAACUAUGUCAACUUAGAGUGUUUUCACUCCUUGGAACGGUUAGUUUCAGCAGGUGUGAAUGCAGUAAUAACACUCUGGUGCAAAGCAAAACAACUAUACCGAGACCCGCAGGAGGAGAUGGGUUCGGGCUACAGCAGUUAGUUUGUAACUAACUCUUGUAGCUCUUUGAGCUAAACAGCUGUUCAGGUGCAGUUUAACCUGAUUUAAUACACAGAUAAUUAGUCCAGCUAUUAACAAAUGCAUUUUCUGCUGCUGCGGCUUCAUGCUAAAUUGCACUGAAAUACAUUCUAAUCCAGAACAAAGGACCUUCUUCCUGUAUUUACUUUGUUCUGCCCCAAACAGCUCGAACCAAUAAGUAAAGAAAAUAUCAUCAUAUAGUUUGUUGUGAAAUAGUUUGAUGUGACACAUUUUGUUGCAUUCGUGGUUUUGCCUGUGUGAAACCAAACCAAACCAAGUAGAAAAAUGCACCAAGUUAAUGGACUCUUAAACUGAUUCAGACCACAGAAUUGAACUACAGGUGUGAAAACACUUUUAAUGCACAAUGGAUCUUCGAUUCUUGGAUUCUUCAUAUAUGACAUACCUCUUGUAUAUAUUUUUAUGGACAUUUCAAAAGAAAUGAUUGUAUAUAACACCAAAAGUGAUUCCACUAUUGUUACGGGUCAGAGAACAUCUUUUCAGAACUAAUGUAUACAGAAUCCUUUUGAUCAGAGAGUGUAAGAACAGUGCCACACAGAGACUUAUUCCAGCGGAUGGUUCUUUGACGGACCAUUCUAUUGACAUGGACUUUUGGGAACCAAGUGUGGCUAGUCUAAAGCAUCAGUAGGUCAUGUACUUCUUACAUGUGAACAGACAUUUUUAUGCACCUUUCAAAUACUGUGCUGGGCUCGUGGGACUCAAAGGAGACCUGUGGAUAAAGUAACAAAAGUGCAAAUACAACCUGUAUGGACAAGAGCGAGAAGCCAACAUCGCUGAGGACCUUUAACCAUUUUCCGUCACUGGGUUUCACUGAUGAAAAUGAAAAAAAUGCAUUUACUGCAUCUAUGUUAUUAUUAACACGGUUUUCAGGUUCAGGUUCAAAAUAACUUAUUUUGUCCAUUCACAUGCAGUUGUAUGCAAAAUUGUGGACACCCUCUGGCCAAAUGUCAUAUUGUAUUUCUGUGAAGGGAAGUAAACAACCUCUGCAGAAAAUAGACAGCAGUCAAAUAAUAAGUAUAAGUAUGACAGAACAGCUCAUUUUUAUCCUCUAACUUGUAUUUCCCUAUCUGGUGUCUAAUUUCAACAGUUAGUUACUCUUUGUUAAUGUUGUCACAUAAUUUCCCCCCAAAAAAUCAGUUUUAAAAAAUGUCUCUCCAUGCCUAGAAUGUAUGUGAAUGUUGGAAGUGUAAACAUAAUGAGUUAUUUACCAGUUUUGGGGUUUUGAAUCGGCUCAUUGUAAAGGUUUGUUUUGGUUGUCAGAUUUUCUCUAAAGGAAUGUUCAAGUAUUUCACUUUAUUGUAAUGAACUUCCUGUUUUUAUUUAACUAUACCAAGAUAAAAACAGCUUUCCAUUCUAUGACACCUUUUAUGCAUAUGGCUGUUGGUAAUAUGGUAAGCACAAUUUUGUAAGGUGACAGAUCCUAAUGACACUUCUAAACUUGCCCAAUCAGUUUUAAUGAGUCAAUUAAAAGCUAAUGAGUUAAUGAAGUCAGAGCAUCAUUAGACACUAUUUUGUAAGGCACAUGACUAUGUGAAAUUAGCUGGGGCUCUUAAUAAUUGCACAUACAAAUCAUAAGCUAUACCAGAUGUGUCAAGCAACAGAAAAUCACUGUUAAUAACAUUUACAAAACAGUGCAGUUAGCUUAAGUUUGGGAUCAGAUUAGUUAGGUGACUACAGUCUGGUUUGUAUUCUGAUAAGAUUUUAUUUCACAUACAUUUGCAUUUGGUAGUCAAAUCCAAUUUCUGUGAUGGAUAGAAUAUGGACAAUUCACUCAUUCCAAAUUAAUUGUUGCUAGAGCUUUGGUUGCACUGGACCUUUUGGUUUUACUUUGAGAAGUUUUGGUCUCCAUAGAAGGAUUUUUAUUGUACUGGGAGGAGUUUUGGUUGUAUUAGGAGAAGUUUGGGUUAUACUGGGAGGAGUUUGGUUGUAUUAGGAAAAGUUUUGGUUGUACUGGGAGGAGUUUUGGUUGUACCUGGAGGAGUUUUUGUUGUAUUAGGAAAAGUUUUGGUUGUACCUGGAGUAGUUUUGGUUGUACUGGGAGAAGUUUGGGUUAUACUAGGAGGAGUUUUGGUUGUAUUAGGAAAAGUUUUGGUUGUACUGGGAGGAGUUUUGAUUGUCAUAAGAGGAUUUUUUUUGUUGUGUUGGGAGGAAUUUUGGUUGUACUGGGAGGAGUUUUGGUUGUACUUGGAGAAGUUUUGGUUGUCAUAAGAGGAUUUUUUGUUGUGUUUGGAGAAGUUUUGGUUGUACUGGGAGGAGUUUUGAUUGUAUUAGGAGAAGUUUUGGUUGGACUGGGAGAAGUUUUGGUUGUACUGGGAGGGGUUUUGGUUGUACUGGGAGAAGUUUUGGUUGUACUGGGAGAAGUUUGGGUUAUACUGGGAGGAGUUUUGGUUGUCAUAAGAGGAUUUUUUGUUGUGCUGGAAGAAGUUUUGAUUGUACUGGGAGGGGUUUUGGUUGUACUGGGAGGAGUUUUGGUUGUACAAGGAGGAUUUUUUGUUGUGCUGUGAUACGUUUUGGUUGUACUGGGAGGAGUUUUGGUUGUACCUGGAGGAGUUUUGGUUGUACAAGGAGGAUUUUUUGUUGUGCUGUGAUACGUUUUGGUUGUACUGGGAGGAGUUUUGGUUGUACCUGGAGGAGUUUUGGUUGGACUGGGAGGUGUAAAUGGGGUCUAAAUGUCAGUUAAAGGAAGAGACUGUAAUAAUUAGUGCUGAAAAUUAGUUUUAGUUAGGCAAAUUAGUCUGUUAGUAACCUGGGUACCGUUAAUGUGUCAGAGAAAUGUUUUAUUUGUCACUGAGAUUUUGAGUCAGUCAGAGAAGAGAGUGAAAGAAGAAUUAGCGCAGGAAGAUGAACUCUGUCAUCACAGUGACUAAAGUGACUGGGCUGUGCCCACUCAAAGUAUGUGUGGUGUAACCCCCAGUACAAUCAUUAGUCUAAAUAAAUCAGGGCAUAUCUGCAUCAGUGUCCAAACUUUUGAACAUUUGUUGCAGGUUUUUGAUUAAUUGAAUUGCUUUAAAUAUUUGCCAUUUUCAUCUGUCAUUUUUUAUAUGUUUUUGUGUUUAUUGUUAAAUCAACCAGACUCGGUAUGUUUGUCCACCAUUCAGUUUUUCACUGUCAUAACUACAGUGCUUCAAUUAUUAACAUCAGUGUCAUAGGCCCUACAAUAGAACCCUGUGGUACUCCACGAUACCAUAGUUUCUGAUUUGGAUUUAUAACUAAAUAAUAAACCUAGGUUUCAAGGGGACGUCAUACAGACACCAUAGUUUAUCACAUCAUCUUAUGCUCCUGUUAUUUGGUCGUACAUGGUCUAAAAAGUUUGAGAACCACUGAAAGAAAGUAAGUAAACUUAACGAGAUUUUGAAAAUGUUAUCGUCUAAAGUAAGUUGCAGAGGUUGUGUUUACUUUUUUUCACUAGGAUCAAAUUUGAGCAAAUAAGACAAAUGUGAUGAAUCUUGUUUAACUGCACACAUUAAUUAUAUAAAUCACUCGACAGUCUAACCAUUUAUGUAUUAAAGGUCAUUAAGUGUCUGUAUAUGUAUUAAGCAAGAACUAAUAGACGCAGAAAAGAUCAAUAUCUAGUGGUUCGUUCUUCAGAAAAUUGAUUUUAAAAGCUCUUUAUGAAGCUAAAUGUCAUUGUUCUAUGGCACCGUUCCAAAGAACCCUUUUUGGCAUCUUUAUUGUUUAUUUUCUGGAGUGUAGGACACGACGAAUGUGACCCUGAAUAAAACUUGCUGAGGCUUUUACACUGAGAAGCCUUCAUAUUUUUUGAUGAAUUGUUUAUUGCCAGAGUGGUUCUCUCCAGACGCUACAGCUUAAGUAACUCAAAUGAAACACAUUUUAUUCUACGGAUUCUCCAGAUGUCUUCUUUAUUCCAGCCCACGCGCGCUCGUGUCCUACACAGACUUCUUAAUGAGAGAGAAUGUCUAUCUCAGAGUAAAUAUCUUAGACUUCAUUAGCGUGCCUAUAUUGUAGACACAUGUAAUAGGCAUGUCCUUAUCCACUUAAAUAGACAUUAAAUAUAAUGGGUACAAUCUGUUGCAACACCAACAUAAACCUCAGUAACAGUAAAACAGGGCUGUACUGUUACUACACUGUAUAAUACUGAAUCCAUGUUUAAUACUGUGUGUAAUAUUGUAGUAUAAUUAUGACUGCGGGUGCACAUGCCUUUAUAAUAUUUCAUU
This is a messenger RNA of Astyanax mexicanus (Mexican tetra), 6282 nucleotides long. RefSeq names its product 5-hydroxytryptamine receptor 7. Gene Ontology annotation, molecular function: G protein-coupled serotonin receptor activity; neurotransmitter receptor activity. The coding region runs from base 645 to 1841 and encodes 398 amino acids. The transcript is spliced from 2 exons. Gene Ontology annotation, cellular component: plasma membrane; dendrite. The record is from RefSeq and is a predicted model, not a curated record. Gene Ontology annotation, biological process: chemical synaptic transmission; smooth muscle contraction; vasoconstriction. Lineage: Eukaryota; Metazoa; Chordata; Actinopteri; Characiformes; Acestrorhamphidae.